AUGUUAACCGAACCUGGUGUAACAGACGAUCAACUUCCUGUCGCGUACGGCCGACACAACAGCUCCAAUGUUCUUAAAGGCUUCUCGAUCCAGGCCCUAAAACAAGGCAAAAACUUCGCCGUCACUGCUAUCGCCAUACUAGAGCCUCCCGCAUCGCUCGGUAUCGACUUCGAAGUGCUACUGGAGGAUAAUUUCAUCAUGAAAACAAGCGAGAUCAGUGCUCUUGAUGCCAUGCAGCAGCUACUUGAAGAGGUCAAUGAGAAGAUUGACCAGGAAAGGACAGGUAAGCCUGAGAUCGAUCGCGAUAGGCGAUGA
Molecule: messenger RNA, 315 nt
Organism: Parastagonospora nodorum SN15
Lineage: Eukaryota; Fungi; Ascomycota; Dothideomycetes; Pleosporales; Phaeosphaeriaceae
Exons: 2
Coding region: 1-315 (104 amino acids)
Source: RefSeq, a predicted model, not a curated record